This is a messenger RNA of Glycine soja, 591 nucleotides long. RefSeq names its product LOB domain-containing protein 22-like. The coding region runs from base 1 to 591 and encodes 196 amino acids. NCBI's taxonomy places the organism in Eukaryota, Viridiplantae, Streptophyta, Magnoliopsida, Fabales, Fabaceae. The transcript has a single exon. The record is from RefSeq and is a predicted model, not a curated record.
AUGUCAAGGAGCAGCACACAGGCAUGUGCAGCUUGUAAGUACCAACGCAGGAAGUGCGGGUCCAACUGCAUUCUGGCGCCUUAUUUUCCUCAUGAUCGCCAAAAACAGUUCCUUAAUGCCCAUCGUUUAUUCGGGGUUGGCAAGAUCACCAACAUGAUUAAGCCCCUCGAUCAGCACCACAGAGACUUAGCCAUGAGCACCCUUAUCUACGAAUCCGACAUGCGCGCCCGUGACCCCAUUGGUGGUUGCUACAGCCUCGUCCUCCAAUUGCAAUCUCAGAUCUUUUACGCCACCCAAGAACUUCAUCUUCUUCUUCAACACCUUGCUUAUUUCAAAUCACACCAACCUUCUUCUAAUCCCUCUGACAUAGUCAAUAAUGUCACUCCUCAGCCGCCUGACCCCCUUGAACAAACUCCACAGGAACAGCAGCAACAACAACAAUGUUUUAACUACAAUCUUUUGCAAGAAGAUGAUAUCAAUAUGUGGGCCAUUCAGAAUUCUUUAUCUCUUUUGUCACCCUUGUCCUUAGAGAAUAACAUCAAUCAAGAUCCUGUUGUUGAUCAUGGAUCGCACUCUCUCUACUCCACCUAA